GCAAACCCACUUCCGGGUCGUCCGUGGGCGCUAAAUUUUCCAUAUUAAAGAUGCCAAAAAAGCGGGUCCAAAGAAAAGCUUCUUGCAGUGACCAAAAAGAAAAUGAAAUAUCAGUGUCAAGAAAAAGGAAAGCAUCUAGCCUGCCGGAAGCAUGUAAUCAGUCCCACACAAAAAUGAACUGGGCUUUGACAACAGAGCGGACAAAGGACAUAUUGCAAGAUAUGGGAGUGGAACUUUUAUCUCAGAACAGCACAGAUAGCUGUGCAAGCAACACUGAAAAUUUUACUCCAGCAACCAUUUUGAAAGAUGAAAACAGUCAAAAUAGCACAUCUAGCUUUCAUCUUCCACCUGUUCCAGGGGUAAAGUUCUAUUUCAAAUUUUAUUGUAGGAAAAAAGUUCAGUUUAGUAUACCCCCAACAAACAAAGUUUAAGGGGAUAUAUAGGAG
Messenger RNA from Ruditapes philippinarum (Manila clam), 446 nucleotides. RefSeq lists its product as uncharacterized. The record is from RefSeq and is a predicted model, not a curated record. The coding region runs from base 51 to 431 and encodes 126 amino acids. The transcript is spliced from 2 exons. NCBI's taxonomy places the organism in Eukaryota, Metazoa, Mollusca, Bivalvia, Venerida, Veneridae.